This is a messenger RNA of Acinonyx jubatus (cheetah), 9652 nucleotides long. It is a transcript of the gene CEP290, whose product is annotated as centrosomal protein 290. The transcript has 53 exons. The coding region runs from base 883 to 9000 and encodes 2705 amino acids. The record is from RefSeq and is a predicted model, not a curated record. Gene Ontology annotation, biological process: camera-type eye development; kidney development. NCBI's taxonomy places the organism in Eukaryota, Metazoa, Chordata, Mammalia, Carnivora, Felidae.
UUCAUUUCCCAGCAUGCAUAAACAUUGCAUGCAGAACUGCACUCUGGGAUUUGGAGUCCUCAUCCCUCACCUUCUCCCAGUCUUUAACAGAGAGUACAAGGGACCUUGCAGGAGAAUCUAAACGCAAAGCAUCACCCAAGGUCGUGAAAUGUAGGCUCCCCUCGCAUCCGGGGCCUUGUUCCGUCUUUUGCUGGGUGGGGAAUGGUGUCGCCUAGCAGCCGCUGCCGCUCUUGAUUGCACUGGACCAGUUGGCGGGAUCCAGAGACCCGGUGGAAGCGCGCUGUGGAGCGGUCGGGCGUAGCGGCGGGACCAAGCUUGGUCCGUGCGGCAGAUGAGGGGACGCUGCUGGUUUCCAUCCUUGGUUAGGUGGGUGGAUUUUGGUGAGAGGGAGCAGCCAGUUUGUUUCCAAGCAGGUUCUUUAAGCCUCAGGGCCCGUAUGUAACAGCCUAGCUUCCCUGCUCCCUAGUCUUUGCUUGGCAACCCAUUUGUCUUCUAGCUUCGGCCCUGGUUUCCUCGGCCUACCUGCGCCCAUUUCAGCCGUUUCCGCACCCUUUUUACCCCCAAUUCCUGCUUCUCCGAAUCAGAAUUCAUUUUCAGCCUUCCAGGCAGCCCCGCGCUUGGCACCAUUAGAUAUUCGAGCGCCUCUAGUGGUAAGGGGGGGCGUAGAGGAGGAGACGCAGAACCUUAGUUCUGAUCUAGAUGAGUCUUAGGAAGGGAGCUUGUAGUUUAUUCAGCUGGUGCAGCAUCUGCUGGUUUGUGCCAGCUGUAAUUUUGAUCAAGGCUAUAUAUAUCUGUAUAUAUGUAUAUCUGUCAUACAAUUAAGGAGCCAUUGCUCUUUGCUAACAUCUUAGAGUUAUAAUGAUGUAAUCUACAAAAACAGUAAUGUUGUUUACAUUGAAAAUGCUAAUACCCACCUGUUUUGUUACAGAAGGUAAAAGCGCAGUGAAAGAUUUCACGAUGCCACCUAAUAUAAACUGGAAAGAAAUAAUAAAAGUUGACCCAGAUGACCUGCCUCGUCAAGAAGAAUUGGCAGAUAAUUUACUGGUUUCCUUAUCCAAGGUGGAAAUAAGUGAGCUAAAACAUGCAAGUCAAGAAAAUGUGAUACACCUUUUCAGAAUUACUCAAUCACUAAUGAAGAUGAAAGCUCAAGAAGUAGAACUAGCUUUGGAGGAAGUUGAGAAAGCUGGAGAAGAACAAGCAAAAUUCGAAAAUCAAUUAAAAACUAAAGUAAUGAAACUGGAAAAUGAACUGGAGAUGGCUCAGCAAUCUGCAGGUGGUCGUGACACUCGGUUUUUACGUGAUGAAAUUCGCCAACUUGAAAAGCAAUUGGAACAAAAAGAUAGAGAAUUGGAGGACAUGGAAAAGGAGUUGGAGAAAGAGAAGAAAGUUAAUGAACAAUUGGCUCUUCGAAAUGAGGAGGCAGAGAAUGAAAACAGCAAAUUAAGAAGAGAGAAUGAGCAACUUCGUCAGGAUAUUGUUGACUAUCAGAAACAAAUAGAUUCUCAAAAAGAAACACUUUUGUCAAGAAGAGGAGAAGACAGUGACUACCGAUCACAGUUGUCUAAAAAAAACUAUGAACUUGUCCAAUAUCUGGAUGAAAUUCAGACUUUAACAGAAGCUAAUGAAAAAAUUGAAGUUCAGAAUCAAGAAAUGAGAAAAAAUUUAGAAGAGUCUGUACAGGAGAUGGAAAAGAUGACUGAUGAGUAUAACAGGAUGAAAGCUAUUGUACAUCAGACAGAUAAUAUAAUGGACCAAUUAAAAAAGGAAAAUGAUCAUUAUCGGCUUCAAGUGCAGGAGCUUACAGACCUUCUGAAAGCAAAAAAUGAAGAAGAUGAUCCAGUCAUGGCUGCUGUCAAUGCAAAAGUAGAAGAAUGGAAGUUAAUUUUGUCUUCUAAAGAUGAUGAAAUUAUUGAAUAUCAGCAAAUGUUACAUAACCUGAGAGAGAAAUUGAAAAAUGCCCAGCUUGAUGCUGAUAAAAGUAGUGUGAUGGCUCUACAACAGGGUAUACAAGAACGAGAUAGUCAAAUUAAGAUGCUCACUGAGCAAGUGGAACAAUAUACAAAAGAAAUGGAAAAAAAUACUUUCAUUAUUGAAGAUUUGAAAAAUGAGCUUCAAAGAAACAAAGGUGCUUCAACUCUUUCCCAACAGACUCAUUAUAUGAAAAUUCAGUCAAAGUUUCAAAUGUUAGAAGAGAAAACUAAAGAGGCUGAGAGAACAGCUGAACUGGCUGAGGCUGAUGCUAGGGAAAAGGAUAAAGAACUAGUUGAGACUCUAAAGCGAUUAAAAGAUUAUGAAUCGGGAAUAUAUGGUUUAGAAGAUGCUGUUAUUGAAAUAAAGAAUUGUAAAAACCAGAUUAAAAUAAGAGAUCGAGAGAUUGAAGUAUUGACGAAGGAAAUCAAUAAACUUGAGUUGAAGAUCAAUGAUUUCCUCGAUGAAAAUGAGGCACUUAGGGAGCGCAUGGGCCUUGAACCGAAGACAAUGAUUGAUUUAACUGAAUUUAGAAAUAGCAAAAGCUUAAAGCAACAGCAGUACAGAGCUGAAAACCAGAUUCUUUUGAAAGAGAUUGAAAGUCUAGAGGAAGAACGACUUGAUCUGAAAAAAAAAAUUCGCCAAAUGGCUCAAGAAAGAGGAAAAAGAGCUGCAACUUCAGGAUUAACCAUUGAGGACCUAAACCUAACUGAAAACUUUUCUCAAGAAAAUAGAGUAGGAGAAAGGAAAUUCGAUUUUACAAGCCUCAAAAAUAUAAGUGAAACACAAUUAAAGAAUGAAUUUCUUUCAAGAGAACUAAUUGAAAAGGAAAGAGAUUUAGAAAGAGGUAGAACAGUAAUAACCAAAUAUCAGAAUAAAUUAAAAGAAUUAGUUGAAGAAAAUAAGCAACUGGAAGAAGGUAUGAAAGAAAUAUUGCAAGCUAUUAAAGAAAUGCAGAAAGAUCCUGAUGUUAAAGGGGAAACAUCUCUAAUUAUUCCUAGUCUUGAAAGACUAGUUAACGCUAUAGAAUCAAAGAAUGCAGAAGGAAUCUUUGAUGCAAAUCUGCAUUUGAAAGCCCAAGUUGAUCAACUUACUGGAAGGAAUGAAGAAUUAAGACAGGAGCUCAGGGAAUCUCGGAAGGAGGCUAUAAAUUAUUCUCAGCAGUUGGCAAAAGCAGAUUUAAAGAUAGAUCAUCUUGAAAAAGAAGCCAUUCUUUUACGGCAAUCAGAAGGAUCAAAUGUUGUUUUUAAAGGAGUAGACUUACCUGAUGGGAUAGCACCAUCUAGUGCCAAUAUUAUUAAUUCUCAAAAUGAAUAUUUAAUACGUAUCUUACAGGAACUAGAAUAUAAAGAAAAUAAAUUAAAAAAUUUAGAAGAUUCUCUUGAGGACUAUAACAGAAAAUUUGCAGUAAUUCGUCAUCAACAGAGUUUAUUAUAUAAAGAAUAUUUAAGUGAAAAGGAGACCUGGAAAACAGAAUCUGAAACAAUGAAAGAGGAAAAGAAAAAACUUGAGGAUCAAAUCCAACAAGGUGCUAUAAAAGUAAAAGAAUAUAAUAAUUUGCUUAGUGCUCUUCAGAUGGAUUCGGGUGAAAUGAAAAAAACACUUUCAGAAUAUAGUAGAAAAAUUACAGUCUUGCAAGUGAAUGAAAAGUCACUCAUAAGACAAUAUACUACUUUAGUAGAAUUGGAGCGACAGCUUAGGAAAGAAAACGGGAAACAGAAGAAUGAAUUGAUAUCAAUGGAAGCUGAAGUUGGUGAAAAAAUUGGACGUUUGCAACGAUUUAAGGAAAUGGCCAUUUUCAAGAUUGCAGCUCUGCAAAAAGUUAUAGAUAAUAGUGUUUCUUUGUCUGAGCUAGAAUUGGCCAAUAAACAGUACAAUGAACUGACUGCAAAAUACAGGGACAUCUUGCAAAAAGAUAAUAUGCUUGUUCAAAGAACAAAUAACUUGGAACACUUAGAGUGUGAAAAUGCAUCCCUGAAAGAACAAGUGGAGUCUAUAAAUAAAGAACUGGAGAUUACCAAGGAAAAACUUUACACUGUUGAACAAGCCUGGGAACAAGAAACUAAAUUAGGAAAUGAAUCAAACAUGGAUAAGGCAAAGAAAUCAAUAACCAACAGUGAAAUUGUUUCCAUUUCAAAAAAAAUUACUAUGCUGGAGAUGAAAGAAUUAAAUGAAAGGCAGCGGGCUGAACAUUCUCAAAAAAUGUAUGAACACGCAAGGACUUCAUUAAAGCAAAUGGAAGAACGUAAUUUUGAAUUGGAAACCAAAUUUGCUGAGCUUACCAAAAUCAAUUUGGAAGCACAGAAGGUGGAACAGAUGUUAAGAGAUGAACUAGCUGAUAGUGUGAGCAAGACAGUAAGUGAUGCUGAUAGGCAACGGAUUCUAGAAUUAGAGAAGAAUGAAAUGGAACUAAAAGUUGAAGUGUCAAAACUGAGAGAGAUUUCUGAUAUUGCCAAAAGACAAGUUGAAAUUUUGAAUGCACAACAACAGUCCAGGGAAAAAGAAGUAGAAUCUGUCAGAAUGCAACUGUUAGACUAUCAGGCACAGUCUGAUGAAAAGGCACUAAUUGCCAAGUUGCAUCAACAUGUCGUCUCUCUUCAAAUCAGUGAGGCUACUGCGCUUGGUAAGUUGGAAUCAGUUACAUCUAAACUGCAGAAAAUGGAGGCCUGUAAUUUGCGCUUAGAGCAGAAACUUGAUGAAAAGGAACAGGCUCUCUAUUAUGCCCGUCUGGAGGGGAGAAACAGAGCAAAACAUCUGCGCCAAACAAUUCAGUCUCUCCGACGACAGUUUAGUGGAGCUUUACCCUUGGCACAGCAGGAAAAGUUCUCUAAAACGAUGAUUCAAUUACAAAACGACAAACUUAAGAUAAUGCAAGAAAUGAAAACUUCUCAACAAGAGCAUAGAAAUAUGGAGAACAAAGCAAUGGAAAUGGAAUUAAAGUUAAAGGGGCUGGAAGAGUUAAUAAGCACUUUAAAGGAUGCCAGGGGAGCCCAAAAGGUAAUCAGUUGGCAUAUGAAAAUAGAAGAACUACGUCUUCAAGAGCUUAAACUAAAUAGAGAAUUAGUCAAGGAUAAAGAAGAGAUAAAAUAUUUGAAUAAUAUAAUUUCUGAAUAUGAGCAUACAAUCAGCAGUCUGGAGGAAGAAAUUGUGCAGCAAAACAAGUUUCAUGAAGAAAGGCAGAUGGCCUGGGAUCAAAGAGAAGUUGAGCUAGAACGUCAACUAGACAUUUUUGACCAUCAGCAAAAUGAAAUACUAAAAGCAGCACAAAAGUUUGAAGAGGCGACAGGAUCAUUGCCAGACCCUAGUUUGCCCCUUCCAAAUCAACUUGAGAUUGCUCUAAGAAAAAUUAAGGAAAAUGUUCGAAUAAUCCUAGAAACACGGGCAACUUGUAAAUCACUAGAAGAGAAGCUAAAAGAAAAAGAAUCUGCUUUACGGUUAGCAGAGCAAAAUAUUCUGUCAAGGGACAAAGUCAUCACUGAACUAAGGCUUCGAUUGCCUGCCACUGCAGAACGUGAAAAGCUUAUAGCCGAACUAGGCAGAAAAGAGGUAGAACCAAAAUCACAUCACACGCUGAAAAUUGCUCAGCAGACCAUUGCAAAUAUGCAGGCAAGGUUAAACCAAAAGGAAGAAGUGUUAAAGAAGUACCAACAUCUUCUGGAAAAAGCAAGAGAGGAGCAAAGAGAAAUUGUUAAGAAACAUGAAGAAGACCUUCAUAUUCUUCAUCGUAAAUUAGAACUACAGGCUGAUAGUUCACUCAAUAAAUUCAAACAAACAGCUUGGGAUUUAAUAAAACAGUCCCCUACUCCAGUUCCUACCAACAAGCAUUUUAUUCGUCUGGCUGAGAUGGAACAGACAGUAGCAGAACAAGAUGAUUCUCUCUCCUCACUUUUAGCCAAACUAAAAGAAGUAUCUCAAGAUUUAGAGAGACAAAAAGAAAUCACUGAAUUAAAAAUCAAAGAAUUUGAAAAUACCAAAUUGCGGCUCCAAGAAAACCAUGCAUAUGAAGUGAAAAAAGUGAAAGCAGAAGUAGAGGAUUUAAGGUGUCUUCUGGCCCAGUCACAAAAAGAGUCACAGAGUUUAAAAUCUGAACUUCAGGCUCAAAAAGAAGCAAAUUCAAGAGCUCCAACAACUACAAUGAGAAAUCUAGUAGAACGGCUAAAGAGCCAGUUAGCCUUGAAAGAGAAACAACAAAAAGCACUUAGUCGAGCACUUUUGGAACUCCGGACAGAAAUGACAGCAGCAGCUGAAGAACGUAUUAUUUCUGCAACUUCUCAGAAAGAGGCAAACCUCAAUGUUCAACAAAUGGUUGAUCGACAUACUAAAGAGCUAAAGUCACAAAUUGAAGACUUAAGUGAAAAUCUUUUAAAAUUGAAAGAAGCUCUUAAAACAAGUAAAAACAGAGAAAACUCAUUGACUGAUAAUUUGAAUGACUUAACCAAUGAACUGCAAAAAAAACAAAAAGCUUAUAAUAAAAUGCUUAGAGAGAAAGAUGGAAUUGAUCAAGAGAAUGAUGAACUGAAAAGGCAAAUUAAAAGACUGACCAGUGGAUUACAGGGAAAAUCUCUGUUAGAUAAUAAACAAAGUUUAAUUGAAGAACUCCAAAAGAAAAUUAAAAAGCUAGAAAGCCAACUGGAAAGAAAGGUGGAUGAGGCAGAAAUAAAGCCUAUGAAAGAAAAGAGUGCCAAAGAAGAAUUAAUUAGGUGGGAAGAAGGUAAAAAAUGGCAAACCAAAAUAGAAGGAAUUAGAAACAAGUUAAAAGAGAAAGAGGGGGAAGUGUAUAUUCUAACAAAGCAGUUGAAUACUUUGAAGGAUCUUUUUGCCAAGGCUGACAAAGAGAAACUUACUUUGCAGAGGAAACUAAAAACAACUGGCAUUACUGUUGAUCAGGUUAUGGGAGUGCGAGCUUUGGAGUCAGAAAAAGAGUUGGAAGAAUUGAAAAAGAGAAAUCUUGACUUAGAAAAUGACAUAUCAUAUAUGAGGACCCGUCAAGCUCUUCCUCGAGAUUCUGUCAUAGAAGAUUUACAUUUACAAAAUAGAUACCUCCAAGAAAAACUACAUGUUUUAGAAAAACAGUUUUCAAAGGAUGCAUAUUCUAGACCUUCAAAUCUGUUAUGUGACACAACUACGCUUUCUACCCUUGCUACCAGUGUUAAUAAAUAUAGGCAUAAUAUUUAUCACAAAAAGAGCACUUUCCACAAGAACAAAAAAAAACCCAUAAUGGUGUUCAGAAUUAAAAAUGGGAAGGGAAUAGAUGCCAGUAACAACUUACAUCAUCAGGUACCUAAAAGUAUUCUACGGCAUUACAGUAAUGAAGAAAGACACACAACAGAAGAUACUGUAGAUUCUGCGGAGUUAAAUAAAUCUGAGGCAAGACCAAAAAAUGAAUCAAGUCUGUUUAGGUCAACUAAUGGUACCAUGGCAGAUGUUAAGUCCAAUUUUGAAAAUGAACCAGAUCCUGAAAUUGAGAAAAUUAAUCAAGACUAUCAUGAAAAUAAUAAACAGGAACAUGAAAACAAGGAAGAGAAUGAGCUAGGCAAGAAUGUGAAAGGAAAGGGACACACAGCUGAAGAUGUGAGUCACGACCACCACAUGGAUCCAGAAGGAUCUGCCGGAGAAGACCAUGAUUGUGCCACAGUUGCUGCUGCACUGACUGAGAGUGCUGAGGAGGAAGCACAGGCAAAUUCUGAAACCGAUGUACCAGUCCAGCCAAGAAAUGAAGUGUCCCAGACUUCAGGAAUAGAGUCAGAUGAACACUGUCAAAGAGAACAAGAGCUUCAGAGGGAAAACUUAAAGCUGUCAUCUGAAAAUAUUGAACUAAAAUUUCAGCUUGAACAAGCAAAUAAAGAUUUGCCAAGAUUAAAGAAUCAAGUAAGAGAUUUGAAGGAAAUGUGUGAAUUUCUUAAGAAAGAAAAAGCAGAAGUUGAGCGGAAACUUGGCCAUGUUAGAGGGUCUGGUAGAAGUGGAAAGACAAUUCCAGAACUAGAAAAAACCAUUGGUUUAAUGAAAAAAGUAGUUGAAAAAGUCCAAAGGGAAAAUGAGCAGUUGAAAAAAGCAUCAGGAGUACUGACCAGUGAAAAAAUGGCUAAUAUUGAGCUGGAAAAUGAAAAGUUGAAGGCUGAAUUAGAAAAACUUAAAGUUCAUCUUGGACGUCAGUUGAGCAUGCACUAUGAAUCCAAGACCAAAGGCACAGAGAAAAUUGUUGCUGAAAAUGAAAGACUUCGUAAAGAACUUAAAAAAGAGACUGAAGCUACAGAGAAAUUGCGGAUAGCUAAGAAUAAUUUAGAGAUAUUAAAUAAGAAGAUGACAGUUCAACUAGAAGAGACUGGCAAGAGAUUACAGUUGGCAGAAAGUAGAGGUCCACAGCUUGAAGGUGCUGACAGCAAGAGCUGGAAAUCAAUUGUUGUUACAAGAAUGUAUGAAACCAAGCUGAAAGAAUUGGAAACUGACAUUGCCAAAAAAACGCAAAACCUUACUGAUCUUAAACAGCUUGUAAAACAAGCAACAGAGAGGGAACAAAAAGCUAAGAAAUACACUGAAGACCUUGAGCAACAAAUUGAGAUUCUCAAACAUGUUCCUGAAGGUGCUGAGACAGAGCAGAGCCUUCAACGGGCGCUUCAAGUUCUAAGAUUAGCUAAUAGACAGCUGGAAAAAGAAAAGGCAGAAUUAAUCCAUCAGUUGGAAGUUAACAAAGACCAAAGUGGAGCUGAAAGCACCAUAUCUGAUCUUGAUCAACUAACGGAAAAGGUAAAAGAUUUAGAGACACAGCUCAAAACCUCAGAUACAGAAAAGCAGUAUUUGAAGGAGGAAAUAAAAAAGCUGAAAAAAGAACUGGAAAACUUUGAUCCUUCAUUUUUUGAAGAAAUUGAAGAUCUGAAGUAUAAUUAUAAAGAAGAAGUGAAAAAGAAUAUUCUCUUAGAAGAGAAGUUAAAAAAACUUUCUGAACAAUUUGGAGUUGAAUUAAGCAGUCCCGUUGCUGCUUCUGAACAGUCUGAAGAUAAAGAGGAAAGUCCUGCUAAUUUCCCCAUUUAUUAAGAACCACCUAUAACUGUAGUUUUAUUUAUUUAUUAACUUUGUAAGUUAAAACUCCAUCAGGAAAUCAAGUCUCUGACCUACAUGAUUUCCAUCUCCAUAUCCUGUACCUUGGAAGUUUUAGUAAAAUUUACUAGAUAUCCAAUUUAAAAUUAAAUUGGAAAUUUACUAAAAUUUAGUGAAUUUUAAAUUUAGUAAUUUAAAAUAUGAAAUUUUAAACAUUAGAAAAGUAUAUUUUUGAAGAUUUUUAAAUUAUGUCUAUCAAAUGAGCUAUGAUGAAUUUCUGUACAUUCAUAAUAUUUAAGUUUUUUAAAGAGUAUGAGGGUGAACUUUAAUAAUUUUAACAUUUAAAAUUGGACUUUUACAUAUAUUUACUUAUAUGUGUUAAGACUAAUUUUAUAUAUAUGUACAUGUAUAUAAACAUGUUAUGAGGUUACAGCUAUAUGUUUUGUUAAGUGUCUAGUAAGAUUAAAUUGUUUUUUAAAUUCUUUAAUCCUCAAAAUUAAUGAUCCAGAAUUGUUUAACUGCUGUUUUUAAAUUACUACCCAGUAAUGGUAGAAUCCAACCUUUGUACAAGGUGGGAGAUUACUAUUACAUUUUUUUAAGUUUAGUGGUUGAAAUUCAUUUGCUGCUUCUAAAUAAAAUCUUGAAUAGA